This is a messenger RNA of Protomyces lactucae-debilis, 1440 nucleotides long. Its product is annotated as glutathione reductase. The annotation marks the transcript as partial. Gene Ontology annotation, cellular component: mitochondrion; cytosol. Gene Ontology annotation, biological process: cell redox homeostasis; cellular response to oxidative stress; glutathione metabolic process. The transcript has a single exon. Lineage: Eukaryota; Fungi; Ascomycota; Taphrinomycetes; Taphrinales; Protomycetaceae. Gene Ontology annotation, molecular function: flavin adenine dinucleotide binding; NADP binding; glutathione-disulfide reductase (NADPH) activity. The record is from RefSeq and is a predicted model, not a curated record.
AGACUCGCCCACCUAACAAGAGCCUUCACCACCUCCGUACGACAAAUGGCUCCCAUCAAGGCAGAAUACGACUACCUCGUCAUUGGCGGCGGAUCCGGCGGUUUGGCUUCUGCUCGACGUGCAGCCGGUUUGUAUGGCGCAAAAGUGGCCAUUGUCGAAGGAAGCGGCCGGCUCGGCGGUACGUGUGUCAACGUUGGUUGUGUCCCCAAGAAGGUCAUGUGGAAUACGGCAGACAUGUCGGAGAAGCUCAAGGAGGCACGCGAGUAUGGAUUUGAUAUUUCCCGCAAUGCCGACUUUGACUGGCCGUACUUGAAGCAGAAGAGGGAUGCUUACAUCAAGCGUCUGAAUGGUAUCUACGAGAAGAACCUCAACAACGACAAGGUUGAAUGGAUCUCCGGCUAUGCUUCGUUCACCGCGCCCAACGAAGUCGAGGUGAAGAUGCACGACGGCAGCGGCACCAACACUUACAGAGCCAAGAAGAUUCUGAUUGCUGUAGGAGGAGCACCAGCCAAACCCGAGGGAAUUGAAGGUGCCGAGCUCGGUAUUGACUCGGAUGGCUUCUUUGACAUUGAAAAGCAGCCAAAAAAGGUACUCAUUGUCGGUGCCGGCUACAUUGCUGUCGAGUUUGCCGGUAUAUUCAACGCGCUGGGCACAGAGACACACAUGUUUAUCCGUCACGACAAGUUCCUGCGGCCAUUUGACCCAAUGGUGCAAGACACCAUCAUGGAGACGUACGAGAAGGAUGGCAUCCACAUUCACCGCAAGACCUCUGCCACAAAGCUUGAAAAGACUGGGGAAGGUAUCAAAGUGUCGUACAAAUCUUCAGAGGGCGAAAAGUCAGACACAUUUGAUACUGUCAUCUGGGCUAUUGGACGCAAGCCAGAGACUGACCGCCUCAAUUUACGAAAUGCAGGUGUAGAAACGGCAGAGUCGAAGCACGUCAAGGCGGAUGAGUAUCAAAACACCAACGUAGAGAACAUCUAUUCGCUUGGUGAUGUUGUCGGCAAGGUGGAGCUCACACCUGUUGCCAUUGCUGCUGGCCGAAAGCUUGCUGACCGUUUGUUUGGCGGCAAGAAGGACGCUAAGCUCGACUACAACACUAUCCCGUCUGUCAUCUUUGCGCAUCCCGAGGUGGGCAACAUCGGCUUGACGGAGCCCGAAGCAGAGAAGAAGUAUGGCAAGGAGAACCUCAAGGUCUACACAUCUUCCUUCACAGCGAUGUACUAUGCGAUGCUCGAGCACAAGGCGCCUACCAAGUACAAGCUCAUCUGCCAGGGCAAGGACGAGAAGGUGGUUGGCUUGCACAUCAUUGGCACCGGCUCGAGCGAGAUCCUGCAGGGCUUCGGCGUUGCCAUCAAGAUGGGCGCAACCAAGGCCGACCUUGACAGCUGUGUGGCUAUCCACCCGACAUCUGCGGAAGAGCUGGUUACGCUGAAGUAG